AUGGUUUCAUCCAAAUUCUCCAGCCAGUCUGGCACCCAUAAAACACGAACGACAGAUGUCGACCGUUCUAAGGGUGAUGAGUUGGAUAAUUCUGCCCUACGACCAGCCAAUGAGCCGCGUAAUAAAACGAAAGUACAUCUGGAUGUGUCUCAUGCCGACGAUGGGUCUGAGGAUGAGGUACCAUUGAAUGCCAUCCGAGUUCAACAGGAUAUGACCUGGCAAGAGUCUAGGGGCGAUUCAUUUGGAGGAUAUAGAUAA
Penicillium hordei is the source of this 258-nucleotide messenger RNA. RefSeq lists its product as uncharacterized. The record is from RefSeq and is a predicted model, not a curated record. Bases 1 to 258 code for a protein of 85 amino acids. The transcript has a single exon. NCBI's taxonomy places the organism in Eukaryota, Fungi, Ascomycota, Eurotiomycetes, Eurotiales, Aspergillaceae.